AUAGGAAUAUCAAUGAUGAGAGAGAAUCAUUGAUUGGCUGCCUCCUACAUGCCCCAACUGGGGAUUGAGUUGCAACCCAGCCAUAUGCUUCCACCCGGAAUUGAACUGUGCCCUCCUGGUUCAAUGCUCAAUCACUGAGCCACCCCAGCUAGAGAAGAGUCGUGUUUUUGCAGUGAGUCUAGCUGAUCUGCAGAACUAUGAAGUUGCAUUUAGAAAAAUCAAGACAAUUACCGAGGCUGUUCAAGACAAACACUACCUAAUUUUCAUCGCAUGGAUGUUACUCGUGACAGAAUGUGCUCCAUGGUCAAAAAAUGGCAAACCAAGCUCAUAUUGAUGUCAAGACUACUGGUGGUUAGUUCCUUCGUCUACUCUGUGUUGGUUAUAUUGAAAAAAGCAACGAUCAGAUUCGGAAGACUUCUUUGCUCAGCAUCAGCAGGUCCACCAAAUCCAGAAGAAGAUGAUGGACAUCAUGAGCCGAGAGGUGCAAAUGAUUUGAAAGCAGUGGUCAAUAAAUGGAUUCCAGCUGGCAUUGGGAAAGACAUGGAAAAGCUUUGCCAAACUAUUUAUCCGGUCCAUGAUGUCUUUGUUAGAAAAGUCAAAAUGCUGAAGAAACCCAUUCCCUGCAAGCUUCAGAUCUUGCCUCAGGCUCUCUUCCCUGGCUUCCUUCAGGUUUGUCUUCCUUGUUGGAGUGUCUGCAGUUGACCUGCUGCUCCCUCACCCUUCGGAGAGAUGUCUGUCACUUACGAUGAUUCCGUUGGAGUAGAAGUGUCCAGCGACAGCUUCUGGGAGGUCGGCAACUACAAGCGGACCGUGAAGCGAAUCGACGAUGGCCACCGCCUGUGCAGCGACCUCAUGAACUGCCUGCAUGAGCGGGCGCGCAUCGAGAAGGCGUAUGCGCAGCAGCUCACCGAGUGGGCCCGGCGCUGGAGGCAGCUCGUGGAGAAGGGGCCUCAGUACGGGACGGUGGAGAAGGCCUGGAUGGCCGUCAUGUCCGAGGCGGAGAAGGUGAGCGAGCUGCACCUGGAGGUGAAGGCCUCCCUGAUGAACGAGGACUUCGAGAAGAUCAAGAACUGGCAGAAGGAGGCCUUUCACAAGCAGAUGAUGGGGGGCUUUAAGGAGACCAAAGAAGCCGAGGACGGCUUUCGGAAGGCACAGAAGCCCUGGGCCAAGAAGCUGAAAGAGGUAGAAGCAGCAAAGAAAGCCUACCACGCAGCGUGCAAAGAGGAGAAGUUGGCGAUAUCACGAGAGAGCAAUAGCAAAGUGGACCCAUCCCUGAACCCUGAACAGCUUAAGAAGUUGCAAGACAAAGUAGAAAAGUGCAAACAAGAUGUCCUUAAGACCAAAGAGAAGUACGAGAAGUCCCUGAAGGAGCUGGACCAGAGCACCCCCCAGUACAUGGAGAACAUGGAGCAGGUGUUCGAGCAGUGCCAGCAGUUUGAGGAGAAGCGCCUGCGCUUCUUCCGGGAAGUUCUGCUCGAGGUUCAGAAGCACCUAGACCUGUCCAAUGUGUCCAGCUACAAAAACAUUUACCGUGAACUGGAGCAGAGCCUCAAAGCUGCCGACGCGGUGGAGGACCUGAGGUGGUUCAGAGCCAACCACGGGCCGGGCAUGUCCAUGAACUGGCCGCAGUUUGAGGAGUGGUCUGCAGACAUGAAUCGGACCCUCAGCCGGAGAGAGAAGAAGAAGCCCGCUGACGGCGUCACCCUGACAGGCAUCAACCAGACGGGCGACCAGGCUCUGCAGAACAAGCCCAGCAGCGACCUUAGUGUCCCGAGCGUCCCCACACGGUCAGCGCAGUCACUGUCCAGCUACAACCCCUUCGAGGAUGAGGACGACACGGGGAGCACCGUCAGUGAGAAGGAGGACAUUAAGGCCAAAAACGUGAGCAGCUACGAGAAGACGCAGAGCUACCCCACUGACUGGUCCGACGACGAGUCUAACAACCCGUUCUCCUCCACGGAUGCCAAUGGGGACUCCAAUCCAUUUGAUGAGGAUGCCACCUCGGGGACGGAAGUGCGGGUCCGGGCCCUUUACGACUAUGAGGGGCAGGAGCAUGACGAGCUGAGCUUCAAGGCUGGGGAUGAGCUGACCAAGAUAGAGGACGAGGAUGAGCAGGGCUGGUGCAAGGGACGCUUGGACAAUGGACAGGUUGGCCUGUACCCAGCAAAUUACGUCGAAGCGAUCCAGUGACAGCCCAGUGGGCGGGCUGGCGGAGGGGUGCGGUCCCAGGAACUCCGUUAGCCAUCGGCCUGGGCAGCACUCCGGCAGCUCCAGCCGGCCGUGGCGUCCACUCCUUUUCCUGCAGAAGAUGAUGGUUCCAUUGCUCUUGGCUUCAUGGUGUCUCUUGAAGACAGACGAGCCGGUCAUGUCACCUGGGACUUGGCAGCCUUUCCACAGUGCAGUUGGAGGGAUCUGAGCACCGGAAGACGCAGUACACGACACCCCGCCCUUGCCCGCACCCUCUCCCCGCUCAGUGUGCAUGUGGCUUAUCAUGGAUCUGAAUAUUCCUGGCCUGUCUUUCCGCCUCUCCUCCGCGUCUGGGGGGUUACCCUGAUUCUUGUUCCACCAACUUCUUUCUCUGAUGCGCUUCUCACCCGUAACUUAAAUGAACAAAAUGCCAUUUUCUGAGGUCCUUAAUUUAAGGCUGUGUACAGUGGUACUUUGUUGUACCUGUUCAUCCAUUCAUUUAGGCUUAAGUUAUGGCACAGAUUGCCAUAUACCAGGCAUGAGAGGUGGUACCUCUGCUUCCGUGUUGAGCUGUUACUUGCCCACCACUGCCUGGGGCCGCCUGGCCCAUUCAGAUAGGGCGUGUGAGGCGGGAGAUCACAGUAGAGAAUGGGAGCACAUAUGGCUGGGUUUCUACUGUGAGUGUGGGUGUCAGAAAUAACCUGUAGUACUCCCCGAAGUCUCCAUAUUUAAAAACUAUUUCCACUCUCUUCGUGCUUACAACUUUACUCUUGCAAAUGAAUAAUUCUGUCAGUGAUGUGGAAGGCUAAACUGAAAAGACUAGCUUUUCAGGCACAAGCACCUGUAGAUCAAGACACUUUAUGUGGGACUGUCAUGUCCUAGUGUAUCUUAUAUAUUAUUUGAUAUUCAGAGAAUCUAAAGAGCUUGUCUACUGUUUUCAUGAGAUUUUAAAGGCUCUUGACAGUGGAUUUAAUUUGUAAACUGCUUGAAGACCGUGGCCUUGGGGCCCAGGCCUGGCUGGUGGGCUGGGUGGGCCUUCUCCAGGCUUGGACGUGGGCCAGGCCCUCGGGCCCUGGAAGUGGACACUGCCGGAGGGGAGUUCGUGCCACGGGCCAGCUGCAGGUCCACUGCUCACUCGCCGUCGUCCCUCCGUAGCAGAGCACUGUGCGCUCCGGGCCUCUCAGCAGCUGCGGAUUCCGUCAUCGUGUCCCUCCUGAGCCAACGGAAGCUGGGCCUCACCCACAGCACCAGGGUCUCUUCGGAGCGUCCUGGUCAUCAGGGAGCAGACGUGCCGCGGCAGGAAGCUACACUGUAAUCAGGUGGGGAGGGGGGGAAAGCUUUUAUUUUGUGUAUCAGACGUGGAGAAAUGCUGCCGCCAUAUAAGCUAUGCAUUUACUCAUGUUCCAGUGAGCGCGACGUCUUGCUUGGAAGUGGUUGUGUGUAUGUGUUUAUCUUGAAGACUUACCAGCAGAAAUCCUCAUUCCUUUGCUACAGAUUACCAAAAAUUGUCAAGUCUUUUCAGUUCAGGAGUUUCUUUAAAUGUAUAGUAUUUUAGGGAAAAGAAUCAAUAAACUAUCGAUCUUGUGAGUGU
Molecule: messenger RNA, 3778 nt
Organism: Myotis lucifugus (little brown bat)
Lineage: Eukaryota; Metazoa; Chordata; Mammalia; Chiroptera; Vespertilionidae
Gene: PACSIN2
Product: protein kinase C and casein kinase substrate in neurons 2
Exons: 11
Coding region: 730-2190 (486 amino acids)
Biological process (GO): plasma membrane tubulation; regulation of endocytosis; actin cytoskeleton organization
Cellular component (GO): cytoplasm; plasma membrane; endosome
Molecular function (GO): phospholipid binding; protein binding
Source: RefSeq, a predicted model, not a curated record